This is a messenger RNA of Malaclemys terrapin pileata, 3697 nucleotides long. It is a transcript of the gene SHC1, whose product is annotated as SHC adaptor protein 1. Lineage: Eukaryota; Metazoa; Chordata; Testudines; Emydidae. Gene Ontology annotation, molecular function: receptor tyrosine kinase binding. Gene Ontology annotation, biological process: cell surface receptor protein tyrosine kinase signaling pathway; intracellular signal transduction. Gene Ontology annotation, cellular component: plasma membrane. The record is from RefSeq and is a predicted model, not a curated record. The transcript has 14 exons. The coding region runs from base 534 to 1985 and encodes 483 amino acids.
CGCCCUCCCCCAUCUGGGCCUUUGCACUGCAUGACUUGGUUGGUAGUUCCCUUGGCCGUCAGUAACUGGCUUGGGCAUGCUGCCACGCCCUGCCCAUUCUGGCCAACAUGCCCCUUAUCUCUCUGCCGCCUGGGCUGAUCAGGUUAGCGCCGGUGGCGCUGGGAUUGCAGGCCCCAGAGAAGGGCCCAGUAGCUACCAGGAAGUAAAUUGGGUUUGUUUCCCUGCUGUGUUUGGAGGGCGGUUUCCUGGGCCAAAGGGAGGAGGGGAGGGCCUGGGAGCUGAGUAGGGCAUUUCUGUGCCCACUGCCCUUGCCAUGCUCUCCCUGGGCCUGGAACCUCCUCCCCUUCCCUGGCCUCCCUCCUACCCCCGUGCCCUCUGCUGGGUGCUGCUCUGGGCAGGAGUCAGGCAACGGCUGGGCUGCGAAUGCUGCUUCCCCAGGCGGAGGAGUGGCUGGGCCCGCAGGGGCGGUGUCCUUGGAAGGUUGGACUCCACGCAGAAGGGCUCUGCAGCUCUGCUCCCCGUGUGCGGCGCAGAUGGAGUAUGUGGAUAUGAACAAGCUGAGCUGCGGGAAGAAGACGCGGGUGGAAGGCGGCCAGCUGGGGGGCGACGAAUGGACCCGCCACGGCAGCUUCGUCAAUAAGCCCACCCGCGGCUGGCUGCACCCCGACGACAAGGUCAUGGGCCCCGGCGUCUCCUACCUCGUGAGGUACAUGGGCUGCGUGGAAGUUCUGCAGUCCAUGCGGGCGCUGGAUUUCAACACCAGGACUCAGGUCACCAGGGAGGCGAUCAGCCUGGUGUGCGAGGCAGUGCCCGGUGCCAAAGGAGCCAUCCGGAGGAGGAAGCCCUGCGGCCGCUCACUGAACUCCAUCCUGGGCAAGAGCAACCUCAAAUUUGCCGGCAUGCCCAUCACCCUCACCAUCUCCACCAGCAGCCUCAACCUCAUGGCGUCCGACUGCAAACAGAUCAUCGCCAACCAUCACAUGCAGUCCAUCUCCUUCGCCUCAGGGGGGGACCCGGACACUGCAGAGUACGUUGCCUACGUUGCCAAAGACCCCGUCAAUCAGAGAGCCUGCCAUAUCCUGGAGUGCCCCGAGGGCCUGGCGCAGGACGUGAUCAGCACCAUUGGGCAGGCCUUUGAGCUGCGCUUCAAGCAGUACUUGAAAAACCCCCCAAAGCUCGUAACUCCCCAUGACAGGAUGGCUGGGUUCGACGGCUCGGCCUGGGACGAGGAGGAGGAAGAGCCAUCGGACCACCAGUACUACAACGACUUCCCCGGCAAAGAGCCACCCCUCGGGGGCGUGGUGGACAUGCGGCUGCGUGAUGGCGCCAGCGUGGCACAGGCACCCAAUCACCUGGGGGCAACGCUGCCUGCGGGCCAGAUGUCCAGCGCAGAACACGAGCCCCGGAAGCAGCACCCUCCUGCCCAAGGAAAGGAUAAAUACGCCCCCGGUGCCGGCCCAGCCCUCCGCACCGAUCUGUUUGACGACCCGUCCUACGUCAACGUGCAGAACCUGGACAGGUCGCGCCAGGCCUCUGCCGCCAGCAUCCCAGGCACGGCCAACGGCAGUGCCCAGCGAGACCUCUUCGACAUGAAGCCCUUCGAGGACGCCCUGCGUGUCCCGCCCACGGUGCCGGUGGGGCUGCCGCCGGCCCAGCUCCUGGCCUCCAUGGAGGAGCAGCUGCGGCGGGAGCCCUGGUACCACGGGAAGAUGAGCCGCAAGGAGGCGGAGAAGCUGCUGAAGGUGAACGGGGACUUCCUGGUGCGGGAGAGCACCACCACACCGGGCCAGUACGUGCUGACCGGGCUGCAGGGCGGGCAGCCCAAGCACCUGCUGCUGGUCGACCCCGAGGGAGUGGUGCGGACGAAGGAUCAUCGCUUUGAGAGCGUCAGUCACCUGAUCAGCUACCACAUGGACAAUCACCUGCCCAUCAUCUCGGCGGGCAGCGAGCUGUGCCUGCAGCAGCCCGUGGAGAGGAGACUGUGAGGCAUGGGUGGCCUCAGGGGAGCCCCCCAGGCCCUGCCCACUCUGGCCUGCUCAUCCCCUCUCUGCCAGCAGGGCUCUUGGACUGUUUCAGCCGCUGCUUCCCCAGGAGGCCCUGGGGCUCCCCGUCUCUCCACCAUGAGCUCAGACUCUCUGGGCUCACACCAGCCCCUCCGGAGACAGAGCAGAGGUGGAGGAGGCCAGGGGAGCCGGGACUGGGCAGAGGGCGGGGGCCUGUUUCUGCAUCCAGGGAGCUGCACCAGCCACAGCUCCACCUCUGCUAGCACCAAACUCCAGCCUGGGUGGCUGUGUGCACUGCUCCGAAGGCCAAUUGCAACCACACACACUCGCCCUCGCCCCGCGUUCAUCCCCCCCUCGGGCAGGGCAGGUGGGAGGGAGCCUGCCCUGACCGCCGAGCCUCUGUGAGGAAGGUGAGGGUCAAUCUUACUGGCUCAGAGACCUGCCUGUCUGGAGGUUGCGGAGCGUUCCUGGCCCUCGCCCUCCCCUAGAGGCAGCUCACCCCAGCAGGGAAGGGCUGGAAUCUCAUCUGCCAUUCCCCUGCAAUCCCUAGGGGUCAGCACCUAUGGGUGGUACCACCUGCGUGACCCCUUUGGGAGAGCCACCCGCACCACAGAGCAGCACCAUGGCUCCUGCUGCACAGAGCGAGAACAAGGGAGAUUUUCCCCAGAGGGCGGGAGUGGAGGCCCCCUGCCCUCCCCAGGUGAACCCGGCCCUCUGCUCUGCGAAGCACAAGGCUGGGCCGGCCGCACACCGAAUGUACCCGAUCACUUUACGUAUUAACUCUGUGCCUUGACCCUCCACAGGUCCCAGAUACUUAUGCAAAGCAGUUGGCCCUGGGGCGGGCUGGGGAGAGCAGUCCGCCCACCCUGGGAGCACAGCCCCUGUCCUCACGCAAGGCUCCCAGAGGCCACAGCCAGGCCUGGUCCCGCCCCAGCGUCCUGCUGGCUGGAAGCAGAGCUCAGGUGGCCCCUUCUGCAGCAGGCUGCUCACAGUCCCACUCCUCAUCCUGGAAGGCAACGCCCAGCCUGUGUCCGGGGGGGGCAUGGAUGGAAAUGAGAUGGGGCAAAUGGGGUUCUCCAUAGGAGGGCAAGAGCCCCUUGGUCCCCCUGUCCUUGGAGGGGAGCAGUGCUGUACACUAUGCCCUUCUGCCCCUUGGGCAGGGUAUGUCACAGCCAGUUCCCUGUACUCCAGCUCGGUCUGGGCCAACCACGCAGCCAAAGGAAGCACGUAGCACCCAACAAGAUUGCAGCCGGAAGGGGGGAACCAGAACUCCCCACCUCAGGGGACAAGUGGGCUGCUGAGGUCCCAGGGGGACAGGACAGCUGGCCUGAGCUCUGCUCCUUCUCCCCAGCCCGCGCUAAGCAGUGUCCGCCGGGAGCAGCUUUCCGGGCUCUGCUGUAGUGGCAGGUGAACCCUGUCCCUGCAGGGCAUGAAGCCUGCCCGCCACUGGGUCUGCACGGACUGUGGGGAUCCCACUGUUGCAUGCACAUUGUUAUACUCUGAAGCCAAAGUGUAACCCUCCCCUCACGCCUCCUGCUCCCCCCAGAGGAGUCAGCCUGGGCUCAGAGGGGGGAGGGUUUUGCUUUCUCCCCUCCCCCUUCUCUCUUUCUCCUUUACAUGGGUUUGAUUUGUUACCAGGUCUUGAUUAUACCAAAGGAAUCGGAUGGUUAUUAUUAAAGUUAGUAUUUCUUUAA